Olea europaea var. sylvestris is the source of this 1353-nucleotide messenger RNA. RefSeq lists its product as uncharacterized. The record is from RefSeq and is a predicted model, not a curated record. Lineage: Eukaryota; Viridiplantae; Streptophyta; Magnoliopsida; Lamiales; Oleaceae. The coding region runs from base 92 to 964 and encodes 290 amino acids. The transcript has a single exon.
UUUUAAUUCAUUUAAUGGGUCAAAGGCCAAUGUCAAAUUUUGUUACAGCCAUUUUACACCCUCCUCUGUCUCUUCAAGAGAGGCAACGACAAUGUUUGGAGAGUCCGCAUCUGCAAUACCUUCAAUGUGGGAAUCCAUGAAUAGCUGGUUCACUCCCACUGUUCUGUUUGUUCUCGUCAACGUUGUAGUAGGCACUAUUGUUUUCACCUCAACAUUUACAAACCAAAAACGAAACCAAAAUCAGCAGCAAACAGAGUCCCAAACUGACACUCAACGCCAAAAUGUUGCCAGAUCCCCCUCUGUUCUUCAGCGACUGAAAUCUAUCAAUUUCUACAGAUCUCAAGAUGCCAGCCAGAAAUCAGUCACAGAUUCAGACAACCUUUUCAAUCUUGAGAGCUCCCACGAAGCUCAAAAUUUUGAAGCGCAGGCCCAGUAUUUCUUUCAGCCAUCUCAUCAAGAAAGCUCCCAAGAAAAUCAUGAGACUGCACUGGCACAGAUGCAUUACAUUUUGCAACAAGAUCUCCAAGAAACGCAAGCCCAUUUGAUUUUUGAAGAAGGAAAAGCGACCCAUUUGGAUUUCCUAGAGGUCAAUGAACAGAAAGCUGAGCAAAAUGAGCUGCGGAGCAUGGAUGAGGUGUACAGUGAAGUUACUGGUAGUGAUUUUAUUCGGUCUAAGCCAGAUACUGAGCCGGCUUCCGGUGAGAUUCCGGUGAAGCUUCCGGCGAGGAUGAGGAAGUCGACGAGCUUGAAAUCAGCUUUUGGGCACUUUGUCGAGGAGAACAUUGUGGAGGCACGGCGGCCGGCAACGAUGAGAGAGAAGGGGAAUAGUAAGUUCCCGGAGGACCAUGAAGUGGAUGCUAAAGCUGAUGAUUUCAUCAACAAAUUCAAGAACCAGUUGAAGCUUCAGAGGUUGGAUUCCAUUAUCAGGUACAAAGAUAUGAUUGGUAGAGGGACUAAAAAGUAAGAUAAUUCAGUUCUUGGGGUUGUUUUUUAAUACUUUGGAUUGUCUGAUACAAAGAUGUGAUGGGUAGGGGGGCUAAAAAGAAAGAUUAUUUAGGUUCUUGGGGGUGUUUUCUAAUUUCUUGUUAGUUUGGGGUUGGUGGGUCAAAAUUGUGUUAGAAGUGUGAAUCUGAUUCUCUAUCUAUUGCUCUGUCCACGUGGUUGGUAUUCCAGUCUUUGUUGUCUAAUGACAUGUUUGACCUCGAUUCUUGAUUUUCAUCUCGUUGAAAAUAUGUUGGAUUUAAAAAGUACUUACUCACGGGUUUUAGUGUUUCUUUCCCAAUUUUUGAUAAUUUUUUUUAAAAUUAUUUGUAACAUGAAUCUGGUGCAAAAACAUGGGAAUUAUUAGUUUAA